Messenger RNA from Caenorhabditis elegans, 105 nucleotides. Lineage: Eukaryota; Metazoa; Nematoda; Chromadorea; Rhabditida; Rhabditidae. The record is from the annotation of a RefSeq genome assembly.
AUAACUGCCAUCUACACUGCCGUCCUUGUUGCUUCAACUCUCGCCUACACUGCAAUGGCUUGGAUUGGACUCAGCAUUGAAACCGCCAACAAGGAUCUCAUCUGA